AUGGAACUGCCCCAGGACAUCAAACAUUUGUAUGUUCUUUGGAUAGAGGAAGAGCUCCGGAAGCACCAGCAUGCGGGCUCCAGACUUGCUUUCACGUAUAUGAGAGCUGUUCAGAGCGUCAAACAGUGUCCCAUGAUGGUUCGUCUGCCCUCCCAGCUGAGGAGUCUUCGGUUUAUAGGCGACAAAAUGGUGGCGACCAUGCGCAAACGGCUACAGGAGUACUGCGAGGAGCACGGAUACGAGCUACCAGACGACCAGCAAGAAGAAGAGCCCGAAAAAGCAGGCAAAAAACGGAGUUCUGAGAAAGACUCAGAGGGCACUAAAAAACGACGGCAACUGAAGUCUGCGCGCAAAUACAUCCCGCAACGCAACACAGGCGGCUAUGCAAUUCUAUUGGCUCUCUAUGUGCAUGAUCCAGGCUGUGACGGGCUAACGAAAGACGAGAUCAUCAAGCAUGCCGCACAAUACUGUUCUACAAGCUUCACUGCCAACCCUAGCACGGGACAAUUCUACUCUGCCUGGGGGAGCAUCAAGACUCUAGAGAAAAACGAGUACGUGCAGUCACGCGGACACCCGGUGUACUAUUUCCUAACGGAAACCGGGGUCGAGGUGGCUCAGAUUUUGAAAGCAGUCGAGGAAGAACAGAAGAACGAAAGUCAGGACGGAGUCGAUAGCUCGCCAAUUUUGAAGCGCACAGAGGACAGAAUGGUCGAUGUCGAGCGCAUAGACACAUGGAUACCUCCCUUGGCGAAAAAAGCUGGCCAACCAGCAAAUGUCGAAAACGUUCCUCACGAAAUAUGGAACGGCGGAAGUUACGAGAUAGAGCUGAUACUGGAUAACAGAGAGGUGCGGUCUCGCGAGGAGCGCGAUUUUUUCUCUGACCAGCUGCUCGGCCAUGGAAUUACGACCUCGGUGCGUGCUCUGACAGUCGGCGACGGCGUCUGGGUGGCCCGUCAUAAGGAGUCUGGUAAGGAGGCCGUUUUAGACUUUAUUUUUGAGCGCAAAAGACUUGACGAUUUUGCGUCCUCUAUUAAGGACGGGCGCUUUUUCGAGCAGAAAUCGCGCCUGCUAAGAACGGGCAUCAGGACCAUAUUUUAUGUGGUGGAAGAACAAAUGUCCAGUGACGUCUCUCGCUUUAGCGACGCUAUCCAGACGUGCAUCUCCAUGUGCAUCACAAACUCCCGUUUUCAUGUCAAAAGGACAAAGGACAGUGACGACACUGUUUCGACGCUCGCGUCCCUUUCCAAGAGAAUCCAGAAAUUUUAUAAACACCAAUCGCUGCUCGUUCUGGAACCUCGAGACCUAAAAUCGCAGCAUGAGUACGGUCAGUUAUUAUCACGAGUUUCUGCCGAUAACCCAGAAUUUCAAUGCGUAUACAACUUUGUUACGUUCCAGUCGCUGCUCUCAAAAUCCAACAUGGUCUCGGUCAGAGAAAUUUUCAUAAGGAUGCUCAUGACUAUCAAGGGUGUGUCUCUGGAUAAGGCGAUAGCCAUCCAGCUGCACUACGGAACGCCAAAAAACCUAAUUGACAGCUAUGCAAACUACACUGACGACAAAUCGCGCAUGAUUCACGACGCCCUCAAAAACCAAGUUGGUAACCGCAAAAUAGGGGCGGCCCUGAGCUCGAAGAUCUACGAGGUCUGGGGAAAAUAA
Ogataea parapolymorpha DL-1 is the source of this 1653-nucleotide messenger RNA. Its product is annotated as crossover junction endonuclease MUS81. Lineage: Eukaryota; Fungi; Ascomycota; Pichiomycetes; Pichiales; Pichiaceae. Gene Ontology annotation, biological process: double-strand break repair via break-induced replication; mitotic intra-S DNA damage checkpoint signaling; resolution of meiotic recombination intermediates. Gene Ontology annotation, molecular function: crossover junction DNA endonuclease activity; 3'-flap endonuclease activity; DNA binding. Bases 1 to 1653 code for a protein of 550 amino acids. Gene Ontology annotation, cellular component: nucleus; Holliday junction resolvase complex. The record is from RefSeq and is a predicted model, not a curated record. The transcript has a single exon.